UUGGUAGUGAUUGUGGUAUUGGUAUUGGUAGUGGUAAUGAUAAUGGUAGUGGUAUUGGUAGUGAUUGUGGUAUUGGUAGUGGUAGUGAUAAUGAUAAUGGUAGUGGUAUUGGUAGUGAUUGUGGUAUUGGUAGUGGUAGUGAUAAUGAUAAUGGUAGUGGUAGUAAUAGUCCUGACUACAGAUUAGUCUGCUUUGUCCCAACCCUCUACUCCUCCCUAUUAGGGCAGAGAUCUAGAGUUCAGCUGUCAGACUCCUCUGGAUGUGCUCUGGUCUGAUUGGGUGGCUCCUCUGUUGCCCAGCUGCUGAUUGGCCUGUCCGAACACGUCGAUUUAACCUCACCAACAACACCCCGACAACUACCAAUACCACCAGUUAGUACCAGAGCACCCAGACCUAGUUAGAGCCAGCCAGUCAGAUCCAAACAGAGAAACCUGAACCUCAAACAGCCACGUUCCUUCUGCAGAACCCCCAGUCCUCCUUUCACACUGUGGCCCAGGGCAGGGCUGGAUUUAGCCUUUGGGGGUGGGGCCAUUGGACUUGUAUUUCCUGUGUGUGUGUUACUCUCUCUCUGCAGGGGGCCAGGAUGGUGGUGUCCACACGCUCCAUCGCUGACUUCACCCCACAGGCCAGCUUUCACAUCAAGGUGAGUCCACAUACACACACGUGCAUUUGUUUUGACAUUUAAUGAAUAGACUUCUCCUAGACAUGUAUGUUCUACACAACACACUUCUAUCACACCAACAAGCCCUAGAUACAGUAUGAAAUGGGAACUUCCUCAUCAAACUGUUAUCUGAUUGGUUGGCUGAGCUGCCUGUCUCCCUCCCUUCCCUGUGCUGUCCAAUAGAAGUGUGAGCUGCACCGUCUGGAGGAGGGCCCCUCUGAGACGGCGGUGUUGACCAGAGAACAGGGCCUCCAGUACUACAGGACCAUGCAGACCAUGAGACGCAUGGAGCUGAAGGCUGACCAGCUUUACAAGCAGAAGAUCAUCAGAGGCUUCUGCCACCUCUACGACGGACAGGUCACAACACACACACACAUAAACACACAGCAAGAGAGACAGGAACACACACACACACAUAAACACACAGCAAGAGAGACGGGAACACACACACUCCCCUCCUCUCUCCUAGCUGUUGGUUGUGUUACAGGAGGCAUGUGCGAUGGGCAUCGAGGCGGGCAUCAACCCAACAGACCACCUGAUCACAGCGUACCGUGCCCACGGCUACACCUUCACACGGGGUGUGUCCGUUAGAGAGAUCAUGGCUGAACUCACAGGUGAGACACACCUAUAAACUGAUCGAAGGUCAGAUUUGUAAUUCCCCUAAUGGUUACAGUCAGGAUUUAAGGAAGAUAAACUGAUCCUUCUACCUGAAAUACAUCUCUAAUCUCUCUCUCUGUUCUAUCUCUCUCCCUCGCUCUCUCUGUCUCUCUCGCUCUCUCUCUCUCUUUCUCUCCCUUUCUCUCCCCCAUUCUCAGGUCGUAGAGGGGGUGUGGCCAAAGGUAAAGGUGGUUCUAUGCACAUGUACGCUAAACACUUCUAUGGAGGGAAUGGAAUCGUUGGGGCUCAGGUAACACUCUGAACAGGUCACUCACUCACUCACUCACACACACACACACACACACACCUAGACCGAGAGGGGAAGAUGAGACACACACACCCAUGCAUUCUCGCAGUGUGUGUGUGUGUCUACAGGUUCCAUUAGGGGCAGGAGUGGCCCUAGCCUGCCAGUACCAGGGCAACAACCAGGUGUGCGUGGCGCUGUAUGGAGACGGAGCAGCCAACCAGGUGAGCUCUAUCUAUCUAACGGUUACAAUGAAGUUAUUCAAUCAGCAUCAUCAUCGUCUCUCCUCUUGUCCAAUCAGGGCCAGAUCUUUGAGUCGUUCAACAUGGCGGCUCUGUGGAAGCUGCCGUGUAUCUUCAUCUGUGAGAACAACAAGUUCGGCAUGGGGACGUCUGUAGAGAGGUCCUCCGCUAGCACUGAGUACUUCAAGAGAGGAGACUAUAUACCUGGAAUCAAGGUAGGACACACACACACAGUCAGUGAGUGUAUCUUUGCUAUAUUGACCCCUAUGUCCCUGUGGUGUAGGUGGAUGGCAUGGACGUGCUGUGUGUGAGGGAGGCCAUCAAGUUCGCUGCAGACCACUGCAGAGCCGGGAAGGUGAGCUAUGAUUGGUUGUAGAGCUGGAGAAGAGUUCUGAUUGGUGCAGAGAUGAAAAAGUUAUAGCUGGUUUAAGAGCUUAAAGAGUGUUAAGAAUCACUUUGUCAAAGGGCUGAUCAUAUUCUAGUAUCACACCUGUGUCUGUUUCCUGACAGAGGGAGGUUCAGUGACCAGCAGAAUAGAGACGCUAGUACAGAGUUGUAACUGGUCCCACACUCCUGGUGUGCUGCAGGGCCAAACAGCAUAGAUAUAGGAAGAAACCUCUGCUCCAAUAGAAAUCCCUGAUCAGGCUAUUCAGCAGUGUCAUGGUGGGGUUGGCUAGCUUGUUGAGUGUCUUGCUUUUGAAACCUCUCUGGCAGGGUCCUAUUGUGAUGGAGCUGGAGACCUACCGUUACCAUGGACAUAGCAUGAGCGACCCCGGGGUUAGGUGAGACAUGAUCUCUGACCCCUGACAAUGUGUUUGUCAACUGAACACCCUGUCUCUCUCCGCCCCCUCACUCCUCACCACAUCUCCCAUCGCUCUCUCUCUCACUCUCUCUAUUCUGUUUUUAGCCCCGCCCAUUUCCUUGUGUUGCCACUCCCUAGUUUAGCCUGUGGUUGCAGAGCUCGUCCAAAGGCGGCUCAGGGUCAGAGAUGGCAAACUGGGCCGCGUCCUCGAUCACCUUCCUGCUCUCUACAUCUAUCUCUACACCUAUCUCUACACCUAUCUCUACACCUAUCUCUACACCUAUCUCUACACCUAUCUCUACAGCUAUCUCUACAGCUAUCUCUACACCUAUCUCUACACCUAUCUCUACACCUAUCUCUACACCUAUCUCUACACCUAUCUCUACACCUAUCUCUACAGCUAUCUCUACAGCUAUCUCUACACCUAUCUCUACACCUAUCUCUACACCUAUCUCUACACCUAUCUCUACACCUAUCUCUACAGCUAUCUCUACAGCUAUCUCUACAGCUAUAUCUACACCUAUCUCUACAUCUAUCUCUACACCUAUCUCUAGCAGGGAGGGAGGACACACACACACACACACACACGGUCCAAUUAGAUUUUAGAUUUAGAUUUUAGUCAUUUAGCAGACGCUCUUAUCCAGAUCGACUUACAGUUAGUGAGUGCAUACAGGUCUCUCUCUCUCUCUCUCUCUCUCUCUCUCUCUCUCUCACUCUCUCUUUCUCUCUCUGUUUCUCUCUCUCUGUCUCUCUUUCUUUCUGUCUGUCUCUCUCAUCAACCAAGGGCUGGUGCGGAACCUUGCUAAUCAUGUCUAACUCCUCUUCCUGUGUGUGAUGUAACUUCCUGUAGCUACCGUUCACGUGAGGAGAUCCAGGAAGUGCGCAGUAAGAGUGACCCCAUCACCAUGCUGAAGGAACGCAUGCUGUCCAACAACAUGGCUUGUGUGGAGGAGAUCAAGGUACACACACCUUCACCGACACGCAUCCACACACACACACAUGCACGCACGCACGCUCACACACACACACGGUCCAAUUACUCAAAUGAUUUCCCUCCUUGCCACCUUCUCUCUGUCCUCCCUCCCUACAGGAGAUAGAUGUAGAGAUCAGGAAGGUGAUCGAGGACGCGGCCCAGUUUGCCAUCUCUGACCCUGAGCCGCCAUUGGACGAGCUCUGCAACCACAUCUUUGCCAACGAUCUACCCAUGGAGGUCCGCGGGACCAACCCCUGGGUCAAACUGAAGUCUGUCAGCUAGACACACACACCUGGACCAUCCCCUCCUACCCUCUGCAACACCAACCCCUGGGUCAAACUGAAGUCUGUCAGCUAGACACACACAAACCAAACUACUGUACAGUCUAUUAGCUAGACACACACACCUGGACCAAACUACAGUCCAACAGCUACACAUCCCCUCCGACCCUCUGCGACACCAAUGCCUGGGUGAAAGUCUACUCCCUCUCCUCCUUCUCCCUUCUCUCAUUCCUUCCUUAGUUGUCUCUAAACGCACAAUAUGAGAGGAGGUCAUGACCCUGUAGGUCAGUGUUCAGUCUGUAGCAGCAUUCCAAACCAGUCUGUCACCUCUGACCCUCUGAUGUCACUGGUAUUUAUUGACAAUAUGUACUGUAAAGAGUAUACUAUGUAGUUUUAUAUUGAUGUGUUCUCCUGAUACUGAGGGACUGUAGAUUGGAGGUGUAUGGCUUAGGGCAGGCUGUUGUUCCAGCCUAGCACUAACACACCUGAUUCA
Coregonus sp. 'balchen' is the source of this 4353-nucleotide messenger RNA. The record is from the annotation of a GenBank genome assembly. NCBI's taxonomy places the organism in Eukaryota, Metazoa, Chordata, Actinopteri, Salmoniformes, Salmonidae.